Messenger RNA from Oryza sativa Japonica Group (Japanese rice), 1159 nucleotides. RefSeq lists its product as uncharacterized. Lineage: Eukaryota; Viridiplantae; Streptophyta; Magnoliopsida; Poales; Poaceae. The record is from RefSeq and is a predicted model, not a curated record.
GGCCACAGAGAAAGCCACCGAAAUUGAGGCUAUAUAAGCUCACAUCCACCUCACCCCAACCAAAGAGAAGAUUUCAUCAGUUCAGUUCAGACAGCUCUCCUCUCCUCACACUCAGCUUCACUCUCUUCCAAAACCCACACUAACCCAAGUCUCCAAGAAGGCAAGAGUCGCCGUCGCCGUCGCCGCCGGCCACGCCGUGUGCUAGCUAGCUAGAGCUGUGCACGAUACAGUGUGCUGCGACCAUGGCGGCCGCCGGAGCAGCGUUGCGGCUGCGCCUCCUCUACCGGAUGCUGCGGGUGGGCGAGCUCCUCGCGCUCGUGGUGUUCUUGUCGUGGUCUUCUUCCCGCGUGCCGGCCGCCGCCGCCGCCGUGGUGCGGCUCGCCGGGUCGCUCCUGCUCAACGCCCGGUUCGUGUUCGUCCUCGGCAACGCCAUCGUGCUCCUGCUCCUCGCGCUCUCCAGGCACGACCUCUCCAUCUCUUCCAACCACGGCACCACCACCACCGCCGCCGCCGCCGCCGUCUCCAGCGACAGCGCUGGCGCCGGGUCCACGCCAGCGUCGACGACAGCGCCACCCGCCGCCAGCUUCCCUCUGUUCAUCGUCCCGCAGCCAUCACCGCCGCCGCCUCACGCCACCGAGGCCCCGGUGGUGGCAGCGCCUCCGGCGCCCGUGGUCCCCUGCGCCCCGUCGGUGGCGCCGGCAGCGCCGGCGGCGGCGGCGGCGUUCGAGGACAAGCAGGCGGUGCGCGUCAACAAGGCACGCGCGCCGAGGCGGAGCAGGUCGGAGAAGAUGGGCUCGCGCGGCGCGUUCCGGCGGGCGGUGUCGCCGGAGCUGCGGCGGUCGGAGUCGGACAACGGGCGCAGGCGGCGGUCGUCGGUGACGGCGCGCGACGCGGAGGUGUGCUGGGGCGCGGACGACGCGGAGGAGUUCCGGCGGACGGUGGAGGCGUUCAUCGCCAAGCAAACGAGGUUCCACCGCGAGGAGUCGAUGACCAUGACCAUGUCCAUCGUCGCCGGCGUCGGCCACGGCGAGGUGGCGCCGGCCAUCGCCGGAGCACUCGCAGUCGUGGAAUAAGUUGGCCUCACAUGUCAGUGGAGAAAAAGAAAAAAAAUCCCUGUGAAAAAGUACAUAAAAUGGAGAAUUGAAGCUCUCCUUGGCUA